Molecule: messenger RNA, 2605 nt
Organism: Molossus molossus (Pallas's mastiff bat)
Lineage: Eukaryota; Metazoa; Chordata; Mammalia; Chiroptera; Molossidae
Gene: SMUG1
Product: single-strand-selective monofunctional uracil-DNA glycosylase 1
Exons: 3
Coding region: 433-1251 (272 amino acids)
Biological process (GO): base-excision repair
Molecular function (GO): single-strand selective uracil DNA N-glycosylase activity; oxidized pyrimidine nucleobase lesion DNA N-glycosylase activity
Source: RefSeq, a predicted model, not a curated record
UCUGGGUCGGCCGCAGGCUGGUAGCCGUAAUGUUUGUGUUUUGGGGCUCCUCGCACUGUUUGGGGUUCAUCUUGGCGCAGGGAGCGCGGAGCUCAUGGAAACGGCCCGGAGGCCUGUGGGGACGAGGCUCUCUUGUCGGGCUGAACCUGUGGGCGGACGCGGAGGUUUCUUAUGGAGCCUUGGUCGUCUGCACCCUCGCAACCAGGAGCAAGGAUGAAGUGGUAUUUUUGAGUCCAUGCUCUUUUAUUUUUAAUUAUAAUUAUUGGUUUAAGGAUUUGCUGUUUGACCCUGUGGAUUGCCCAUAAUGGACAGGGCAGUGGAGAGUCUCUUCAAUUCCUUCUUCACUUCCUGGGUUUAUUGUCGGAAAUCCUUCGUGGCCAGAAUUGUCGCUGGAUCACCCUCCGCUUCCACUGCACUUAAUGUGACGGUGACAUGGCUGUGCCCCAGGCUUUCCCCCUGGGACCCCUCCAUGAGCCUGCAGCUGCUCUGGUGGAGUCCCAGCCCUGCCCUCAAAGCUUGGCUGAGGGCUUCCUGGAGGAGGAGCUUCGGCUCAAUGCUGAGCUGAGCCAGUUGGAGUUUUCUGAGCCCGUGGGCAUUAUCUACAAUCCUGUGGAGUAUGCGUGGGAGCCACAUCGCAGCUACGUGACUCGCUACUGCCAGGGCCCCAAAGAAGUGCUCUUCCUGGGCAUGAACCCAGGACCCUUUGGCAUGGCCCAGACUGGGGUACCCUUUGGGGAAGUGAGUGUAGUCCGGGACUGGUUGGGAAUUGGGGGCCGUGUGCUGACCCCUCCCCAAGAGCAUCCUAAGCGACCAGUGCUGGGACUGGAGUGCCCACAGUCAGAAGUGAGCGGUGCCCGGUUCUGGGGCUUUUUCCGGAACCUCUGUGGGCAGCCAGAGGUCUUCUUCCGUCACUGUUUUGUCCACAAUCUGUGUCCUCUGCUGUUCCUGGCUCCCAGUGGGCGCAACCUCACUCCUGCUGAGUUGCCUGCCAAGCAGCGAGAACAGCUUCUUGGGCUCUGUGAUGUGUCUCUCUGCCGGCAGGUGCAGCUGCUGGGGGUGCAAUGGGUAGUAGGAGUGGGGCGGCUGGCAGAGCAGCGGGCGCGGCGGGCUCUGGCUGGCCUGAUGCCUGAGGUCCAGGUGGUGGGGCUCCUGCACCCCUCGCCUCGGAGCCCACAGGCUAACAGGGGCUGGGAGCCACUGGCCAAAGAGAGACUGAAUGAGCUGGGGCUACUGCCACUGCUAAUGAAAUGAAUGCCUGGGGUUUGGCUGAGACACAUUCAAGGCCCCCAAGUUCUUGGGCAAGCAGAUGACUACACGCCUCUUGGACUGGAGCAACAAGGUCCUCCUCAGCUGCCUGGUUGCUGGGACCUGCCAUGGCACUUUUGACACUACUCCGGCUUGCCCUCCUGAUUCCUGUUUUCUCCUUUCUUUGAGGAUUGCCUCUUUGGUCCUGUGGUACCUAACUCCACAGAGAAGCAGCACCUGCAAACUGCUUAUUUCACUGUUUCUUUGGGAGCCUCUAUUCAGCUGAGAGUGACCUCCAAGGUCAUGUUUGCUGUUCUAGAGAGAAGAUCCUGCCAGGACUCCUACCCAGUCUCAUAGAAGUGUCCUUCAGCCGACCCCUUUCCUCACAAGGACUGGACAAAGCAUGGGAAAUGGGUAUUAAGAAUGAACUUAUGGAAGACUGAGGCUGGAUCAGAGAGAGAAAGAAUUCAGUGUGGCAGAGUGGGAAGUCUUGAAGACCUUUUGAGACUUGUGAACUUUAUGACUUUGGGCAUGUCAGUUAACCUUUCCAAGCCUCAGGAUCCUCAUCUGUAGAAUGGAGAUCCCCACCUCAUGGGUUGGUGUGGGGAUUAACUGAGAUACUACUUAAAGUGCCUUGUAUGGUGCCUGGCACAUGGGUGUUCAUUACACCUCUUUUCUUGCCUCUGGGUUGGGGAGUCACUGCACUACAAGGGAAGCCCUUCCACUUAAAGGCCUUGCUGAGCAGUUGGGUGAGUGGGGGAGAUGUCUCGGCCUCCACCUGUGACCUAGGUGAGGGCAGACUUGCCCUGCCAGAGAUGGAUCAAUGACUAUGAAAAACCCAGCCUGUGAUUUUUUUAGUCUAAGCAUUAAAAGUUCCUAAAUCCUUUUGUGUUGGUGUUUUUUUCCCCCUCCUGAAUGUCAGGUGUGGAAGGUGGUGGUUUAGAUUUCCCCCUCUUACCUCUUCACUGUUCGCAAAGGUUUCUCUUAGGUAGUUGGGGGAUGAUGUAAACAGAUCUCCAAUUGUCUUAGCAAAGCAGCAAGGUCUCUGUGAGGAGCCUGCCCAGUGGCUUGUCUGCUAUUCUGGGCACUCUGGGGAGAGGUGAUGGGUGGAUGGGAGCCUGGUAUCUCCAGCUAACUCAUUUUGUAUGUCUCUUGCUUGCAUGGCUGGUUGGUGUGCCCAUUUGGUAAGGGUUGGUAAAGUGCAUCAAGUUGGGAGCAGAGAAGGUCUUGAGAUCACCUUAAUGAGGAACAUAUGAAUUCUCCUGCAACAGGUCAUUUCCAGCUUUCAAGAUUAAGAUUUUUAGUAUAAGAGUCUGAGUCUCCCCCAUUCUCCCCACCCCACAUUGUAUAAUAAAGAAUU